This is a messenger RNA of Biomphalaria glabrata, 9404 nucleotides long. RefSeq names its product telomerase protein component 1-like. Gene Ontology annotation, biological process: telomere maintenance via recombination. The record is from RefSeq and is a predicted model, not a curated record. Gene Ontology annotation, cellular component: telomerase holoenzyme complex. The transcript is spliced from 57 exons. NCBI's taxonomy places the organism in Eukaryota, Metazoa, Mollusca, Gastropoda, Planorbidae. Gene Ontology annotation, molecular function: telomerase activity; ATP hydrolysis activity; telomerase RNA binding. The coding region runs from base 321 to 8486 and encodes 2721 amino acids.
CUCGAUCCAGACCAUGAUCCAGACUCCAGUGGACUGAGUGGUUAACCCUGUUAGUAAAAGUGUUAGAUCUAUGUAGAUCACAGGUUUAGAGCUAUUCUAGAUCUAAAAAAUCUUGGGGCAAGCUUUGUACUUGUAUUGAAGCAGUAGAAAUUAUACACUUGUUACUGUAGACAGUGUUAGUCAAGUUAGUCACAGUUAGUGUAAGUGUAAGUGUAGUCUAGUGAUAGUGAAGUGACACAAGUCAACUCAGGACUCAAGUCUCUUGUGUAACAAGUUGCAAUUCAUUCUAAUUGAGAGAGUCAGACGGAAAACAACUCACAAUGAGUGUGAAUAAAAAUCUAAAUCCUUUAUUGGAUAAAAAGAGUAAAAAUGACAUCACUAGUGGAGGCCUUUCCCUUACCUCAAGUCUAUUAACAGGUCAAAGUCUUCUAGCGAAAUUUGACACAAGUACCAGGACAUUCAAAACUGAAAACCAGAGUUUGCUGUCUACUAAUUCAUCAAAAUUGCUAGCAACAGGAUCCUCAACUUUACUAUCAACUGGAAGCUUAAAACUGCUAACAACUGGCUCAUCAGCAUUGUUGACAACUAGUCUAAACAAUCCACUUUUAAGUACAUGUAGCACUCUCAGUCCUUUAAGCAGUGACAAACCUUUGCUUAGUUCCCAAAAAACAGUAAAUACUGAGGCUAAGCGCUCACCACUUUCCAAACCUCCACAUCUGGAAUCUGGCUUGAAGAAGUUGACAUUGGCUUCUGUUAAAGAAUGUCCUCAACCAUCUCAUAGUGUGUCAGAAGUAUCGCAUUUUAAGGAGACAAAAUUGAUGCCUGAAAGCAAUGAUAAAAAAAGUUUGUCCAAAAAAAGACUUUUAGGCAGCUCUUUGCAAACAGAGAAGAAAGUCAAAUUAGUGUCAAGAUCAGGAGAAGUAAUGAGUCAGUCACUCAAGCAAUAUGCAGUAGAAGCUCCUGACUACUAUAUCAAAUAUGAGAAAGAAGAUGAGUUUAUGGAGUUUGAAUUACCUCAGUUUGUUCUUCCAACUAAAGACAUGCGACUAACUCACUCUGUGGGGAAAUCUCUGGUUGACAUAACAGGAAUCAAGAGAGGACUGAUAAACUGUGUCAGUGGAUCCCUUAUCUCUCAGCCAAACUUUGCCAUCCCAUGGGAUAAAACAAGGGAACAAAUUACGGCUCAAGCCCUUGCAGUUAUUCCUUAUGAUCCAGAGUUCAUCUUAAAAGUGGCGCUCUACUCUAGGAAGGAGUUAAACAUAAGAACCACUUCAAACUUUCUACUAGCCUUAGCAGCAAGCGAUACCUCCUGCAGGGUGUUUGUAAAGAAAUAUUUUUGCAUCUCUGUAGCUCUGCCCUCUGACUGGAUUGAGGUGGCUGAACUAUUUCAGACUCUAGUAGAUAAAACUUUGAAACCAGGUGCUCUCCCUGCUGCCCUUAGAAAAGCAAUGAUUUCAAAAUUUCCUGAGUUUGAUAAAUAUCAACUGGCCAAGUACAACAAAGAAAGUUCUGGAAAGAAAAAAAAAUCUAAAGCCAAAAAACUUGAGGAUCAAACUAAAAGUAAAAAUAAAAAUCAGAAACAAUCCAAAGAACAGCAAAAAUCAGAGAUGGAUCAUCGCCGUGGAGACAGAAAAGGAAAGCAUAAAAAGCGGGGCUUUUUUGAUAGUGAUUCAAGUGAUUCAGAAGAUGAAGGAACAUCAGCAUUGAGACAUCUCAAUGUUUUGUAUGAUGAUACAGAAAGUUUUGAGGAGUUAAGGAAACAAAAGUUUACUAUCAAACAACUCAUUAGAAAACUUCAUAUCAGAGAACCUGUUGAGCAUGUCAUGUGUAUCAUUGGAAAAAAAUAUCCCAACACCAUGGAAGAAUUCUAUAAAAGCCGCCUGCCAGGUACCUGGGAAGAGGAAAGAGCUGGAAAACGGAUGAAGCUACCCAUCCCAGAGACUUGGGAAACUCAAGUCUCUUUGAAAGGCAACAAAGCCAAAACAUGGGAGGAUUUAAUAGAUCACAAAAAACUUCCUUAUAUGGCCAUGUUGAGAAAUUUGAGAAACCUGAUCAAGGCUGGCAUCUCAUCCAAACAUCACAACUUUGUUCUCAAACGUCUUUGUGAUCAAAAAUCUGUUGUCAAUAGUAAACAGUUUCCCUUUAGAUUUUUCUCUGCCUAUUUUGUGCUGACAGAACUGGAGGAAGCAUAUGAGAACAAUCAGAGAGAAAUCAUUCAAGCUGCAGAAGCCCAAGCAUCAACUGAAGCGGUAGGGGGCUUUUCUUCUUCAAGCAGAGGUGGUACGAGAGGUAGGGGCCUACGUGGUCGUGGCUCAGGUCGUGGUCGUGGUGGCGGCUCAGGUCGUGGUGGCUUGGGAGUUGUGCGAGGUCGAGUUCUAAAAACCUCUAAAAGAGGGGGUGCAAGAGGGAGAGGUUCCUCCUCCAAGUCUGGUGAUGAGUUCCCUUGGUGGCUGCUGAAGAAAAUGAAAAAGGAAGCUAAAGAAGGCAUUAAAGAAGUUCCCUACGACAAAAACUUACUUCAGAGGUACAAGAAAUCUCUUGACACAGCGGUUAAAGUUGCAACAGUCCAUAAUGUUCAGCCCAUCAAAGGGUGGACUGUUUUAUUGUGUGAUAUCGGAGAGAACAUGGACCAACCAUGCAGUAGUGCUAAAGGCUUAGGAAAGCCAAGAACACUGAAAGAAAUUUCUGUCCUUAUGGGUCUGAUGUGCAAGUACAGUUGUGAGCAGUGUGAGAUGUUAGUCUUCUCAGAAACAGGAUUUCAAAUUGUGGAGCUUCAAAAGGGAACAAUAUUGGACAAUAUGGAUGUUGUACUGAAGGCUCAGAUAACUAACUCUCAGAAUGAAAUGGUUGAAGGAAUUCCUUAUGAUGUGCUAUUAGAAAAGCUACGUGACAGAAUUCAAAUUGACAACCUACUAAUAUUUGGUGAGGACUUCUAUCCAUACACUUCUAAAGGGCACCUGAUUGGCGAUUUCCUUCGCAAUUACAGGCACUUAGUCAACCCUGACCUCCUGUAUGUCUCUGUGACAUUUUCAGGCUCAAAAGCAGGGUUUGUGAUGAAUAUCCAUCCAGAGCAUGACAAUGAUGUGUACAUCUCUGGUUACAGUGACUCCAUUCUCAGGUUCAUUGCUGAGAGAGGAGAUGCAGCUAUGGUCAACCAUGUUGACAGGAUAGAUGCUGCUUAUCAACUUGUGCAAAUGUCUAAAUGCAAAGUCAAGCAACAAGAAGACAAGCCACUUGUGCUGCCCAGGGCCAAUACUUUCCAACUUACUCCCCCUAUACCUAGCUGGAGAACCAUCAGAGUCUUUAUUUCUUCCACAUUUCGUGAUAUGCAUGGGGAGAGAGACUUACUGACUAGAUUUAUUUUUCCUGAAUUGAGGUCUCUAUUUCAAAAACGCUUUAUAAACAUCCAUGAGGUUGAUCUGCGUUGGGGCUUGACUGAAGAAGACACCAAAGAUAAUAGAACUCUAGAUAUAUGCCUAAAGGAAGUGUUGAGGUGUGAUUUGUUCAUUGGCUUACUGGGUGAGCGUUAUGGCUGGACACCCAGCUAUGUGCCAGACAGUCCAGAGUUUGACUGGGUUCACAGUUAUCCAGCUGGGGCCUCUGUCACAGAGUUAGAGAUUCAUCUGGGUGCUCUUUCCAAAGUGGAACAAGCAAGAGACACUGCAUUUUUCUUUUUUAGAGACAGCACUUUUGAAAAGGAUAUUCCCAAAGCAUUUGAAUAUGAUUUCAAGUCAGAGUCAGAACUGCACAAGUCAAAAGUCACAGUCUUGAAAAAAAAGAUAAAAAAUAGUGGAUUGGAAGUCUUUGAUAACUACCCAUGUCACUGGGGAGGUUGUGUUGAUGAUAAACCCAUAGUAGCAGGACUUGAUCAGUUUGGAGCAAGAGUUUUGAAUAAUUUGAUCAAUGCUGUGAACAAACUUUGUCCUGAACAGGAGGAGGCAAUAACAGAGGAAGACCAUGUUAACAAUCUUCAGUGGGCUUUUGUUGAGAACUGUAGCACUGAAUUCGUUGGGCGCAGGCAGCUGGUCCAUCAAAUCGUUGCAAAGAUCAACUCUAAAGACUCUGGUAUUCUGGGUGUGGUUGGUAAAUCCGGAAGUGGCAAAACAGCUUUGAUGUCUGCUGCUAUCAUGCAGUACAGCAAGUGCAAGAAUGUGAAUAGAUCUCUCAAUGUAUUCAUUAACAUUGCUGGCUCUGCCCCUGGCUCAACUAGUUUAAUUGCAACACUAAGGAGGUUAGCUCAACAGAUUAACAAGACAUUUGGACUAGGCUACACCUUGCCUGAGGAUUUCAAAAAUGUUGUUCUCAAGUUGCGGGAAAUCCUAGAAGAAGCAGCUUCUCUUUGCUCCUCUAGACUGGUGAUCUUUUUGGAUAGUUUGGAUAUGAUGGAUUCUGCUAACCAACCAUGCAGUCUAGAGUGGUUGCCCUUGCCAAUUCCUGAUAAUGUAGUUAUAGUAAUCAGCGCAACCGAAGGAGAGAAAACUCACAAAUCCCUAAAGAGACUUAGCCUUGAGGAGAUCAACAUUGGAGGCUUAGAUAUGUGGGACAAAGCAGAACUGGUUAGAAAUACAUUGGCCAAGCACCGCAAGAGUCUGGAUGAAUCUGGAUUUAGCAACCAGAUGAAACUGUUGAUGUUAAAGAAAGAUGCUCACAAUCCUUUGUAUUUGAAACUAGCUUGUGAAGAACUUAGAGUAUUUGGAGUAUUUGAAAGGAUUUCUGACAAGUUAAAAAGUUUACCUCAGACUACUGCUCAAAUGUUACAAGAAAUUUUAAGCAGACUUGAGCAGGAUCAUGGGAAGGAAUUGGUUUCUGUAUCUUUGAGCUUAUUGGCAUGUGUCAGAGAUGGUCUAUAUCCAGAGGAGCUUCAUGAACUUCUGAGCUGGCACAGAAUUCUAGGAUCAGAAAAAUUUGAGCCUCUUGAUCUGUGUAAUCGUAAUCUUGAGAUUAAAGAUUUCCUGCCUCCACUUGUUUUCUCAUUUUUAUUCCGAUCCAUCAUGAGUUUGUUAAACCCAAGUGCUACCUGGUCACCAGUGUUAGGAUUGGCCAAUCAAGAGAUAUGUACAGCUGUUCGUCUGCGUUACUUCAAAAACACAGAUAUUAGUUUAGAGAGUAACUUUCACAAACUUUUAGCAGGUUACUUCAUGAAGCAAGCUGAUCCAUUGAAAGACAACUCCUGGCACAGUCACAAUACAAAAGCAUUCUCAGAGUUGCCAUUCCAUUUGGCUAAUGGAGGUAACUUCCAUGAACUGGAGAAUGUUUUGUGUAACCAUAAAUUUAUUCAAACUAAAUGCUCGCUGGGACUGGCAACAAAACUAAUGGAAGAUUUUACACCUAAAGUUUCAGCUGGUAGCAAAGUUUUGGAGAAAAGUCUUUCCAGGUUUUUAUCUCAGCCAAGAGUUGAAGAGUACAAGUCAUUUAUAUCCAGGAAUAUUGAAGUUUUGGUCAGUUAUCCCUCUUUGGAAUGGCAGCAAGCUCUGAAUGAACCUUCUGAAUCUAUUCCUUGCAAAGACGCUGAAUCCCUUGGCAUCAGUGAAACACCAACUCCUCACAUGGUCUGGCUUAAUAAACCAGAGGUUGUCAGCCAGUGCUUUCUGACCCUUUCCAACUUUAAAUUGCCUGUAACUAGUAUAGCCAUCUCUCCUGACAGUACAAAGUUUGCAACAGGCUCUGAAGAUCUGUUAGUGAGACUUUAUGACAUGGCAACAGGAAAGGAGCUUCGAUUUUUCACUGGCCACUCAGAUGAAGUGUCAGAUGUUUGCUUUGUCGGUAACAAUCAACUUUGUAGUGGUUCUGUGGACACCAUCUUGUGUCUCUGGGAUAUUGAGCAUGGACACAGACUUCAGACGUUGAAAGGGCAUGGACGAAAAGUGAGUUCUUGUGCUUCAGACAGGCAGGGUAAACUGAUUGUUUCAGGUGGCUUAGACUGUUUUGUCUUUGUCUGGAGGGCUGCUAGUGGCGAGAAGUUGUGUGAUUUCAACAUAGGAAGUCCAGUGAACUGUGUUGACUUCCAUCCUAAUGAAGAGCAGAUAGUAGUCGGAAGCUGGGACUCUUUGAUACGUAUUUACAACUAUUUUCACAAGACUCGGAUCGCUAUUCUGCGUGGCCACAGUACAUCUGUGAGAGACAUUGCAUAUUCUGUUGAUGGAAGACAUUUAGCAUCUGCUUCUCUCGAUGGAGACAUUAAAAUUUGGGCAGCUGAUAAAGGCUCUCAGGUAGGAAAUGUCAAAGGUCAUUGUGGACCAAUAAGCAAAUUGGCAUUUUCUCCUAGUGGGAAAGAGCUUGUUACUGCUGGAGAAGACCAUCAGAUAAAGGUGUGGUCUGGUGAAUUGGGCAUUCCUCUCCACAAACUUCCUACCACCCCAUUGGGUGCAGCAGUUUCUGUUGCUAUAGCACCAGAUGGACACACUGUAGCUGUUGGCUAUCACCUGGGAGCAGUUCGCUUGUAUGAUCUAAACACAGGUGUCAAGAUGUUUGAAGUCAAACUAACACCUUGUGCUGUCAGAGCUUUGACUUUCUCUAAGAAUGGGAAUUAUAUUCUGUCUGGUAGUGAUGAUGCCAUUGUCCAGGUAUUUGAAAAUGGCCAAGGGUCCAAAGUGUGUACGCUAGUAGGACACAGUAAAGCAGUUUUGUGUCUCUACACCAGCAAAUCUUAUGUCGCAAGUGGUGGUGAAGACUUCACUUGUUGUAUCUAUGAAGAUAUUCAAAGACUCAAAAGCUCAAAAAAAGCUGAACCUCAUAUAGUUCUUAAAGGUCACAUUGGACCUGUAACAUCAUGCUGUAUCAAUGAUGAAGAAAGUCUAUUGGCUACAGCCAGUAGAGAUGCUAGUAUUAGGAUUUAUAAUCUGAGGGACAUUUUCAUCACAAGUGAUCCACAACCCAGUCAGACAAUUGAUGCUUGCCAUGCAGACUGGAUUAAUGCAGCUCAGUGGUCAAACACAGGGCAAUUUUUGGUGACAGCUUCCAAUGAUUUUAAUUUAAAAUUAUGGGAUGUGAAAAGUGGAACUGAGAAGCUGCUUCUCUCUGGACAUACAUCAGCAGUAAACUGUGUGGCAUUCAAGUACGGAUGUAUUGUGUCAGGCAGCAGUGAUGGUCAACUUAAAGUCUGGUCUCACAAAGGUGUGUCCAUCACCACACUCUUUGGUCACUCUCUGAGGGUCAAUGCUUGUGACAUGUAUGUGAAAAUCAAGUCGAAGGAUAGUGAUGAAGAAGAUGGACUAGAAAAGAGUUGGGCUGAGAUUGCCAUGGAGACUGAGGAUGAAGGAUCGGAUGGAAAAAAGCCAGUCAAAAAGGGUGACAUAAACAUGCAAGAUGUUAUCGUGGCCUCCGCUGGGGAUGAUGGAGAGGUUUGGAUAUGGAGACCUCUUCAGGCUAACAGUCUUGCUUGCCUUACUGGACAUUCAAACAGGGUUCUCUCUGUAGACAUUGACAAGCAUUGUCACAUAGCUAGCAGCUCUCUUGAUCACUCUGUCAGAUUGUGGCAACCAAGUUUCAUUAAAGUAAAUAGUUCAGUGAAACAUGAUAGCCCUGUCACUUUCUUGUCUGUGCUUGGCAACUUAGCUUUAUCUGGCAGCAGAGAUGGUGUUGUGAAGAUUUGGAAAAAAGAUUCUGAAAACAAGUUUCAGUUGCAGCACAGUUACCAGGCUCAUGAAAAAUCUGUCAACUGUGGAAGUUUUGACUCCUAUUCUGGUGACAAAUUUUGGACUGGAGGUGAUGACAACUAUGUUUAUCUUUGGGAAAUAAUUGAUCGUAAAGAUGGCUUUUUUGUCAGAAAGAGACACUUCUACAACACAGAUAUGCCUGUUGCAGCUUUAGCCUCAACUCGUAACCCUGGACAGUUCAUUUACACCACUUGGAGUGGAGCCAUUUUUCUUUAUGAUAAAGCACCAAAGUUUCUUUACAGUAUCAAGUGGAAUCAUCAAUCAGCACGGAGAGGAGCAUUAGUUGCAGUCAACAAGUGGGCUCAAUCCCUACUUGUUAGGCAAGAUGAGCCCGAUCAUUUUAUCAUUGGAUCAAACUGUAAUGAAUUACUUUCUCUGCAGUUGGAAUCCAAUUCGACUGAAGCUGUAGUCAAUAGCAAGGUAACUAUUUCUGCUGAAGAGACUGACAGAAAUGAUGUGAAAAAGCCGCCAAACUGGGUCAAUGCCAUCGCUUAUAGUAAUGGUCUGACUUUUGCUGGAGACUCUAAUGGACAAAUUUUUUUAACUGGCUUGGGCUAUAAGAUGACUGUUAAGAUUCACAGGUCAGCCAUUACUUCUGUCCAGGUUAGCGAACCAUUAUUAAUCACCUGUUCCCUGGAUAGUACCAUUAAAGUCUGGAACUUUAAGUAUCAUGACGAUUUCUAUAUGAAUCAAGUUGGUCAGUUUUUUUGUCCAGCACCUAUCUGGAGUCUGCAGAUUGCUCAUGUGAUUAGUAAAGGAGACAAAAAGAAUAUUUUUCUCCUGGCUGGAGAUCAACACGGAAACAUCCAUCAGUUGCUUUGGAAAUCUUAGUAGUGUUGGCAUUCACAAACGACAAGCAUACAUUUCUUGAAUUUAACUAAAGUGUUGCAUUAAUAUCUUUGCCUUUCAUAUUUUGAUGAUUAUUGAAGAAAUAUUUCAUUAUUUAUACAUUGCAACAAAUUAUUUCAUCUUAUAACAUAAGCUACAUAAGUCAUAUUGCAUAAGACAUUCACCAAGUAGGUGAUUUUUUUUUUUGACUGCCUUAUAGAAUGUGUAUCUAUUCUUCUAGAUUGAUGUAACUGUAAUUGUACGGUUUCUAUCAUUAGAAAUUUAUUAAUUUAUUACUAUUAUACAAAUGUUGAAGGCAUUAAACCUAAAACUUUAUUCAGGUUUGUUGACCAAUGAUCACAGUUUUUACUUGUAUAAUGUACAAUUAGGGUCACAAGGUGCUCACUACAUAGCUAUAAUGUUCAUCAAGUUAACUUGGUGGAUCUAUGUUUUUUUCUGUUUUAUGUUUUUGUUGAUUUUUUCUUUCUUUAAUUGUUGCUAGUUUAGCUUCAGCUGUGAUUUAAAAGUUUAUUGUGAGGAAACACAAAUGUGAUAGAUUUUUUUCUACAUCUUUGUACAAUUUGAUCUUUCUCGGGUAUACAUUGUUUCAUAUGCUGUUUUUUUUUUUUAAAUCUUUAUUCGUAUCUUGUUAAAUUAUUAUACAUUUGUUUAAAUUAAUUGAUUUACUGAUACUUGAUUAUUUAUAGUUUAAUAAAAUACAUGAUUUUGUUGUACAAGUGUUCUAAGUGUAAUGAAAUGAUUUGCCUAUAAUUUUUUUUUUCAAAUACUUCAGUUUGUCAUAAAUUUAGAACAAUAUAUUUUGUAAGCUCUUUUUUUCCAUUGAAUACAUCAGUUUUGUAUUAAUGGUUUAAUUAAAUAUUUUCUUAGAAUGAGUGUUUGAAUAAAUAUUGUUUCACUAAA